CCAAACGGUACUUUGGUGCAAAGUUACCAGACAUUGACACUGCAAGACUGGACGACAACAAAUACUAUAAGGAAAAUUCGGUCAUGUUUUAGCAUGGAAUAGAUGGCUAUCUUGCUGAGGAGACCAUCGUCCCUCCAAAAGCACUGGAACAUAUUGGGAUUGUCACGUUUAUUAUGCACAAGUUCUAGCCUAUCCCAGCAAUCCCUUGAUCUUUCAGAAGAGGUGCAACGAUUAACUGCUAUCGAGCGUGAAGGUGGAGGCUCGCGUGUAGCAGCACGCCUCAGAAAAACCGGCCGCACACCUGCAAUAUUGUUUUCUCUGCCUCAGAACGAGUCUAGACUCAUAUCAGUGGAUUCCAAAGAAGCCACGUCUUUGGUCAGAAUACAUGGAAGGAAGGGAUUGCUGAGUCGAAUAUUUCAACUGGACCUGGCAGUGCCAGAUAAGCCUGUGCAAUCCUAUCCAGUUCUGCCGAGGCUUGUCCAUAUCAACUCUGUGACUGAUGAAGUGGAGAACAUUACCUUGAUGCACUGUCCACCAGAUCGGAUGGUCACAAUUGCCGUUCCAAUAAAGAUUGUGGGCGAGGAAUUGUCUCCUGGGAUAAAGAAAGGAGGACAUCUAAACCUUGUGCAGAGGACUGUGAAAUGCAUGGGUCCUGCCUCGGCAAUUCCAGAGUCCAUUGAGAUUGACAUUUCAUCUCUUGAUUUUGGCCAGCGCAUCUACCCAUCUGGUGUUGCCAUUCCUCCUGGGGUCUCAACCGUGGGGCUGGUGGCGGGGCAGCCGCUUUGCAAGUUGGCUGGCCGUGCCGCACGAGACUGAUGACAAAUGUGGUCUGCGAAGUACUGCCACUGGUUUACUACUUCACUAAUUUAGACCUCAUCCUGUCGUAGCAUGCCUUGUCAUUGCGUUCUGCAGUUCACAUGACAAACUUAUAGCUGUGUGCAGAUGCUCCAAGAUGACAGUAUGUCACACAGUAAGCAGAUUGUGAUGGCAUCCUUACAUGCUACCUGCUGACAUGCUCCCAUCACAACUGUAAAGUUACAUUGCUGUCCACAGUUCAAGACCUUUCCGCCUGCCUGUCAGCGUCAUUUAUCAGGGAAACAAAUAGCUGUAAGAAGUCAUCAACGGUC
Coccomyxa subellipsoidea C-169 is the source of this 1127-nucleotide messenger RNA. RefSeq names its product ribosomal protein L25-like protein. The record is from RefSeq and is a predicted model, not a curated record. Gene Ontology annotation, biological process: translation. The coding region runs from base 103 to 816 and encodes 237 amino acids. NCBI's taxonomy places the organism in Eukaryota, Viridiplantae, Chlorophyta, Trebouxiophyceae, Coccomyxaceae. Gene Ontology annotation, cellular component: ribosome; cytosolic large ribosomal subunit. Gene Ontology annotation, molecular function: 5S rRNA binding; structural constituent of ribosome. The transcript is spliced from 6 exons.